This is a messenger RNA of Monosiga brevicollis MX1, 1388 nucleotides long. RefSeq lists its product as uncharacterized. The transcript is spliced from 4 exons. The record is from RefSeq and is a predicted model, not a curated record. Lineage: Eukaryota; Choanoflagellata; Craspedida; Salpingoecidae. The coding region runs from base 528 to 1388 and encodes 286 amino acids.
GCGAGCACCUUGGAACUUGAGCAUCGCGAUCCUCCGGGGGUGUGAGCGCAGCGCAGUCCGUCCACCGGGAGACGGCGGCCCCGCGUUAGGAACGGGGAGGAGAGGUUCGAGGCCUUGGCGCUGGGUGGCCAUUGCAAUUGGACUUGACGUGCUGCUAUCGGACCGUGGCUGUGGGUGCCUUGUUUGGUGACCAUUUUGACCAGAACCGCACCCUCGCUGCCUUGCUGCAAGGCACUUGAGGGCUUCCCCGUCGGCUCAAGAUUUGGCAAGCGGGCAAGAGCCGGUCGGCAUUUGACAUCUGGGAUUUGCGCCAACGCUACGCCGGCCAGAUCAUCCUCUGGUCUUGAGCUGCGGUGCUUGGGAAGGAGAGCCGAAACUGGGGGUUUUCCCGCAGAGCCAUUGCACAUCAACCUAUCGCUCUUCUGGCACUUUGCCUUUCCUUGUUACUUCUCCCCACUCGACCUACUUUAUUUGUUACUGUCUGUGAGGACGACGCUGCGAGCGCCGCCAGCAGGACACGGGGCGUCAUGGCUGCGCGGGCAAAGCGAGCCUCCAAGGCCUGGCACAAGUGCGAGGUGACGGAUAGUCCUGUUGCUGCUGCGGCUAUUGAAAUGUGCCUCGAGGCCUUUGAAGAUGCCCGCGAAGAGGAGAAGGAGUUUGGUCCGUCAAUCAUCUCGCGCUUCACCGUUUUCUACACCAAUGGCGUGGUGGCUCGUCACGACCCUGAGCAGGGUGAGCCACCCAAGCUAAACCCCGUACAUUUGCCCUACAACAAGGAUGAGCUCAACGAGGCCUUUGAAUUCUCCGGCGAGCUCGAGGAUUGCAUCAAGCCGCUAUGCUACCCCACUGAACUAGAGGAUGCAGUCCUGACUUCCUUCGUCCUGACACCCCUGGUCCGUGAGGGGGAGAGCCGUCUCACGCGCAUCGACUAUGACGCGAUUAGCCGUGCUUUCAAUGGCACCCUGCACCCAGCCGCCAGCAUCUUCAUCGUUGAAGGUACGCUCUUCUUGCCCUCAAAUCUCAUUCUCGGCACAUGCAUUCACCUUGACCUCAUCGUGGGCGUCGGUGACCGCUUGCUGCCGUGUGUGCCAGGCAUCCAAUCUAUGUUCCAGCGUCUGGAAGAGUCGAUCGAACUGCGCCAACAAUGCGGCAUGGCCAAUGGCGAGGUGUAUCUCGAAGAGGAUCAUCGACGAGAGAAGGCCUCGUUGCAGGCAGCCAAGGAACUGAUGAGCAACCACAACUUUGUUUCCGUCGCGGAGAUUGGCGUCGGCAUCAACGGCGAGGCACACCCUGAUAUCGCCCAGGCCACAACCUUUCUACGUGGCUACGUGGGUUUAACGGAGAGUGGCAUCCUGACGGGCGUGGCCACCGACGUCAUCCUCACAUAG